Leishmania braziliensis MHOM/BR/75/M2904 is the source of this 611-nucleotide messenger RNA. RefSeq lists its product as hypothetical. The annotation marks the transcript as partial. The record is from RefSeq and is a predicted model, not a curated record. The transcript has a single exon. NCBI's taxonomy places the organism in Eukaryota, Euglenozoa, Kinetoplastea, Trypanosomatida, Trypanosomatidae.
AUGUCUAAAGCAGCGCUCCUCGUGGGCGCUCUGCUGGCCCUUGUCAUGUGCCUGGCGGCGACGGCCGUCUCGGCGCAGCGGUCGGUGGAGUGCCAGAUGGUGUGGACAGGCGCGUCCUCUAACAACAGCCUGUUGGCCUGCCUGGGGAACAAGGGCCGCAUCCAGUCUCAAUGGGCCUUCUACCUGUAUCCCGGCUUCGCUGCCCUCAUCUUUAUCUUUACGCUCAUUGUGCUGCCAAUCGUGUUCUGCUGCGGCUGCUGCAAGGCGUCUGCGACGCCGGAGGAGAUGAAGGACAUCGGCGUUGCUCGCUGCUACCUGUGGAUGUGGAUCGCGAUUUCGGUGCUUAUGGCGUGCGGCGUGUGCGUGCUGCUGGUGUACGGCGCCGUCUUACUGGGGCAGACCGCCAACCAAAUCGUCAGUGACGUCGAGAACCGCACGCUAGAUUACUUCAACGAGACCCGCAUGAGCAUCACGACGCUGCUGACGAACUACAGCGCGAGCCCACCGACACCACCGACGAUCGACCUCAAUGCCUUCGACUCUCUCAACGGCAACAUUACGUACUACGCGCAUAUGGUCCGCGACAGCUACCCAAGUACUUUCGCAUUGCC